AUGAAAUUCGUCCAAACUGAACAAUUCAUUGAAGUCCCACAGGGUGUCCAGGUUAACAUCAGAUCGAGAGUCGUCAAGGUCACUGGUCCAAGAGGUAUUCUAGUCAAGAACUUGAAGCACAUCGAUGUUACUUUCACCCAAAUCAGUGAGAAGCAGAUUAAAGUUGCUGUUCACAAUGGUGACAGAAAGCACGUUGCUGCUUUGAGAACCGUCAAGUCUUUGGUCGACAACUUGAUCACCGGUGUUACUAAGGGAUACAAGUACAAGAUGAGAUACGUCUACGCGCAUUUCCCAAUCAACGUCAAUGUUGUUGACAAGGAUGGUAAGAAAUUCAUCGAGAUCAGAAACUUCUUGGGUGACAAGAAGGUCAGGUUGGUUCCAGUCAGAGAAGGUGUUGAUAUCGAAUUUUCCACUACUCAAAAGGAUGAGAUGGUUUUAUCCGGUAACUCGGUCGAAGAUGUUUCUCAAAACGCUGCUGAUGUUCAACAAAUCUGCCGUGUCAGAAACAAAGAUAUCCGUAAGUUUUUGGAUGGUAUCUAUGUCUCUGAAAAGGGUGUCAUCGAGCAAGAAAACUAA
Torulaspora delbrueckii is the source of this 576-nucleotide messenger RNA. It is a transcript of the gene RPL9B, whose product is annotated as 60S ribosomal protein uL6. The record is from RefSeq and is a predicted model, not a curated record. Gene Ontology annotation, molecular function: structural constituent of ribosome; rRNA binding. Gene Ontology annotation, cellular component: ribosome; cytosolic large ribosomal subunit. The coding region runs from base 1 to 576 and encodes 191 amino acids. The transcript has a single exon. Gene Ontology annotation, biological process: cytoplasmic translation. Lineage: Eukaryota; Fungi; Ascomycota; Saccharomycetes; Saccharomycetales; Saccharomycetaceae.